CGGGGGCCUGAGGUUGGUCAAAAUUCCGAGGAUAUCACAAGAUAUUGUAUCGGCGCUUUGGACGAGCGCGGAGCGCAUGGCGACCAAGAUGAUGGACGACCCGCUGAAGAAGAAGCGGAAGAUCCGUACGAAGGGCCUCGAUGGCACCGACAUGGAUGACCAUACCGACGAGAUUGACCGUGGCGAAGAGUCCGAUGGCCGCGACGACAAGAAGAAGGAGCUCAAGAAGAUGGACCCGAAGGAGAAGGAGCAACUGACGAUGCCAAUGGCCGCCAUGGGCAUGAUGUUCCCGAUGACCAUGAUGAUGCCCAUGAUGUUGCCGUUCGCGCAGCCCGGCGCAACGGACGAGCUCCCGAAGAAGAAGAAGCGCGGCCGCCCGUCCAAGAAGAUGCUCGCCGCCGCCCAGCAAGCGUCUGCGAUCCAGGCGCAGCUCAGCGACGCGCAGCUCCAGGUACCUGUGUGGCCAUUCGGCAUGCCGCUCCUCCCGGUCGGCUUUAAGUUCCCCGUGAACAACCCGUCGACACCUCCCGUUGUCAUGGUCGCGCCGAAUGGCAAGACGAAGGAAGAUGCGCUUGCCAAGUCGGAUGCGCUCGAGGACCACGACGACGACCACCACGGACGCCGGUCGUCGAUCACGGACGGCUCGAUCUCGCCCGACGACAAGAGCAAGAUGCCUGCGUCGCUCGCGGACGAGCUCAAGAAGAAGGUGCGCAACAGCACGGGCAAGCCGCGCGGCCGCCCGCGUACACGCCCGCGCCCCGGCGACAUGAUUGCCCGACCCAAGAUCAUAAACAUUGCGCCGGCGGUCAACUACGAACCGCUGCAGGGACACAUCGGCCACAAGAGCGACGACUCGGACGCCAAGGCCGAGAGCGGGGACGAAGAUCAUGACGACCACGUCGGCGGGCUGCCCCACUCCAAGACUGACGAGGUCCCCGUCGUCGUUUGAGCGUGCGAGGUCGUCCACGGACCAGCGUUAAUUUUAUGAAACUCACCACCUACCACCUCUCUUCUCAUACGCACCAUCUACCAAGCAACGCGUUUCCAUUGUCCAGCGCCCAAGCUUCCGCCGCCGCAUUGGCUAAAAGUCGGAGCAUUUGACGCGUGUUUCUGCCAGUGGUAACGGAGCGCAACGAAGGCAGCCGUCGCUUUUUAGCCAAUCCGUGCGCGGUAUCAGCUUGAAGGUGCAUUCGAUUGGCUGAAAUGGAAAGGCAUGAACUGGACAUCGAUGAUGUGGUCGCCGCUUGUUGCCCCAGCGCCCAACACCCAGCACCCAGCUCCCAGCCCAGUGCCAAGCCAUGAUAGCGAGCUAGUCACGUACUAGUAAUAGUACAUGUGGUGUGUUUAGUUGAUCACACCGCCCAAG
Messenger RNA from Saprolegnia diclina VS20, 1366 nucleotides. RefSeq lists its product as hypothetical. Bases 77 to 949 code for a protein of 290 amino acids. The transcript has a single exon. Lineage: Eukaryota; Oomycota; Saprolegniomycetes; Saprolegniales; Saprolegniaceae. The record is from RefSeq and is a predicted model, not a curated record.